GAACGUGACUGGUACCAGGACACACAGCAUACCCACAGCACAGGCACAGCAUAUGCUUCUUUAAUCUAGCUAAUACGGGCAAAAUGUUGUACAGUAAAUGCCUCCGGGCUUCUUUUAACUGUUCCUUAAGGCAAGCAAUAAACCCAAGGUUUAUCCACGUGGGAUCUUCUCUACAACAGAAAGUACAGAAUGCAGAAGUCGAAAUGCCACCUUGUGAUUAUGUUCCAGAACCUUAUGAGGGUACUUCAUUUGAAAAAGCAAAAGAAAUCAGAAAAACAAAGUUAAGUCCUGGCCUGGUAACAUAUUACAAGAACCCUGUUUAUAUUUGGAAGGGUCACAUGCAAUGGCUUUGGGACACGAACAACAAGCGUUACCUGGAUUUCUUUGCAGGGAUUGUCACUGUUGGUGUUGGUCAUUGUCAUCCGCAUGUGAACAAGGCAGCUAAAGCUCAAAUGGACAAGCUGUGGCACACUACUAACAUAUAUAUGCACCCUUCCAUCCAUGAGUAUGCUGACAUGUUGACAGAAAGGUUUCCAGGAAACCUCAAGGUUUGUCAUUUUGUAAAUAGUGGAUCUGAAGCUAAUGAUUUGGCUCUGCUGAUGGCCAGGAUACACACUGGAAACUUUGACAUUGUUCACCUCAGGAACUCUUACCAUGGUACUUCUUCUUCACUGCUUGGAGUUCUGAGCCACUCUCCAUGGAAACCAAACGCUCCUAUCAGCUUCGGAAACUUUGCGACUAUGAAUCCUGAUGUGUAUCGAGGACCUUGGGGUGGAGCAAACUGUAGAGAUUCUGUUGCACAGACGCAACGAACAUGUAACUGUUCUCCGGGUCAAUGCGAGGCAUCUGACAAAUAUGUCGAGCAGUUAAAAGAUAUGUUGAUUCACUGCAAUGGAAAAAAGGUUGCUGGUUUUAUUGCUGAAACGAUCCAGGGAGUUGGUGGAAGUGUUCAUCUUCCCAAAGGUUAUUUGAAAAAAGCCUACGAACUGAUCAGAGAACGUGGUGGCCUGUGCAUAUCAGAUGAGGUCCAGACCGGAUUUGGUCGUCUUGGAAGCCACUAUUGGGGAUUUGAAGCAAACGAUGUCAUGCCAGAUAUUGUAACGUUGGCGAAGGGUAUCGGUAAUGGCUAUCCCAUGGGAGCUGUUAUAACUACUCCAGAAAUCUCUGCCAGCUUUGCACAGUCGGUUUAUUUCAAUACUUAUGGAGGGAAUCCAGUUGCAUCUGCAGUAGGAAAAGCAGUUCUGGAGGCAAUCGAUAGCGACAAGCUACAAGAAAAUUGUAAUGUAGUGGGAACUUAUCUUCUUGAAGAAGCACUCAAACUCCAAAAAGAGUUUCCAGGAUUUGUAGGAGACGUAAGAGGAAAAGGAUUGAUGACGGGAAUGGAAAUGGUGACUGACCCGGAAUUAAAGACACCCAUGCCAGCCGACCAGAUAGUGCCAAUCUGGGAAGAUUGCAAGGAUAUGGGAUUACUGCUUGGAAAAGGAGGGUUACAUGGAAAUGUAUUCAGAAUCAAACCUCCAAUGUGUAUCACUAAAGAUGACGUGAAUUUCGCAAUAUCCGUCAUGAGGAUAGCGUUGCAGCGACACGCUGAUCGGCAAAACUAAUGCCUCGAAAGUCUUUCUCGAAUCUUAUUUAGCACCAAUUUCAAAAUCAGUAAUAAUAAUUCGUUUAGUGCCCUUAAAAUAAUUUGUAGUUUUUGUAGAGUAAAAACACUAAAAGUGUGCAACAGUUUAUACGGUACAUAUUAAGUGUAGCCUACAAUAGACGUACAUUGUUGUAGAGUACAAACACUAAAAGUAGCUAAAAGUGUGCAACACUUUGCACUAUUUAGUAGUAAAUAGUGCUGAUUAAACAAUAGAAAACAAUAGGAUUAGCAUAAUUUAGCAGUAUCUAGUGGUAUUUAUGUUACACACUUAUAGUGUUUGUACUCUAUCAUUUUUGUAAAAUGAUACUUAUUCAUUUGUCUCACGCGGGUCAUUUGUAUAGAAGGACCGCGACGUUUCGACUACAAACUGCUAGUCUUCAUCAGGCGAGGGUGUAGACUUGAUGGUUUGUCCAUAGUUAAUGGAGCUGUUAUAUAGCACUUGUCAGAACAUCUGUGCUGUGUUUGGUUGUUAUGUCUCCAUCCUGAGUGUUUUGUUAUUGCCGGUAUCCACAUAUAUAACACUGUCCCUAUUGAUGUUAUUAGGCUGGAGUCGGAUCUGAAUGGCUUCUUGGACUCUGCGUGUACACCAAAUUGAAAAAACGUCAGGUUCGAGAAGGUCAUAUCAUCGAAGCUAAGACCGAAAAGGAUUUUGGGUACUCCGAAUUGUGUAUUAUAUUUGCAUAUAGAGAAGUAAAAAUGCACAGUAGAGCAAAGUCGGUCGACUUAGAUUAACAUGCCAAAGCCGUUCUCCAAAGAUUUGCGCUGGAAAGCUGUUUGGCUGCUUCCCAUGCUCCCCUUCGGUCUUAGCUUUGAUGAUAUAACCUUUUUUGAACCCGACAACGUUUUUUCAAUUAGCUGUAUACCAAUGGUGGUCUCGAUAUAUACAUUCAACAUCCUCCCAGCCAGGAUGAUGUCCUGUAUAUUUCCACGAUAAAUGAUCCAUGACUGUGAUAAUAUAUGUAAACGUUGAACAAGUAGGCGAAAGUAUUCAUGUACAAAUACUCCAGUUUCGAAUUAUCCGCUCUACAGAGUUCGCCUCGAUUUUGUAUGGAAUUACUUUGAAUAUUCAUGCAUUUCGGUGAAGGUUCCGUGAAAUUUCAAAGUGUUUUUACAGUUGAAGCUGUGCAUUCUUUACUUUACCAUUGGUAUUUUGUGAAUAUUUGGACACUGAAAUGAGGCUAACCCUAGGCCUGUAUAAAUGAGUCUGUGAUCAAGGAACACAGGUAUUCAACUAAUUCGAAAAGGGUCUAUUUCUCAGAUUCUGAUGAACGUUAUCACAAGAAUAGCCGAUUGAAGUGUCAUGGCUUAUAAAAUUUACGCGUUCCGAAACACUAAUAAGUAAUUCUCAGAUUUAGUCUUAAUUUUCGUUUGUAACUAGGUUGGCAUUGUGAUGUUAACAAUAGCUUGUGUCACACAGUAACUUAACUAGCGCCAUGCUUCGCAACCUCAAGAAUAUUGCUAGACUAUUUCCACACUUACUUAUGUACAACUUCAUCAUCAAUUCAGCUCGUACUUCUUUGUGAAAAUACACUCGGAAAAUCCUUAUUAUAACCUCGUAGUUCAGUUCGAUCAAGAGCUAAAAUAGUUACAGGCUAUUUUCAUGAACAGUUCACUUGACCUAUCCCUUAAAACAACGAGGUUUGCACCUAAAAUUUAGAUACAGAAUUCUCAACUCUCGCGCAUAAUAUGUUACUUCUAGACUAUGAACACAACCUUGUUUGAAAAAAUCUGGAUCAGGCUCUGUAUAAAUAGUAAUGUUUUCUUUUUGUCUUAUUCUCCUCUAGCCCAAGUCUAACAUAUUCCAGCUUUUAUUCUAAUUAUGAAAUAAAGCUUUUUUACCCAGUC
Molecule: messenger RNA, 3490 nt
Organism: Actinia tenebrosa (Australian red waratah sea anemone)
Lineage: Eukaryota; Metazoa; Cnidaria; Anthozoa; Actiniaria; Actiniidae
Product: alanine--glyoxylate aminotransferase 2, mitochondrial
Biological process (GO): glyoxylate catabolic process
Cellular component (GO): mitochondrion
Molecular function (GO): L-alanine:glyoxylate transaminase activity; pyridoxal phosphate binding
Source: RefSeq, a predicted model, not a curated record